UCUCAGCCUCGCCUACUGCCGCCGUUCAUUACUCAGCCCAUCUCUCUCCCAAGUCCGCCGCACCCAAAUGGCCACCUAGGCUAGGCUAAGGCUGGGCCGGCGCAAUGUCGCACUGCCUCCGCGUCUCGCCCUUCCUCGCGCCGCCGCCGCUCCUCCUCUGCCGGCCCCGCCGCGCGCGCGGCGGCGGCGGCCACCGCCACCGCCACGCACCUCGGCCCAUCCUCACCCUCGCGCGCUACGACCCGCCGCCGCUCCUCCGCCUCAAGGUCUCCGACUCCAGCGACUGCCCUCCCGCCGCCGCCCACCACCCCCACCACCGCCCGCGCCCCCUGAUCGCCCCCCUCGCCUCCAUAUGGCGCGAGGGCCUCUUCCUCGUGCGCUGCUCCGCCUUCGCCGCCAUCCUCUCCAUCACCGCCGCGCUCUCCUGGUACGCGCAGCUCCGCGCCAGGGCCUUCGUCGAGGCGCGGCUCCUCCCGGCCGCGUGCGAGCUACUCAGCGACCACCUCCAGCGCGAGGUCCGCGUCGGCAAGGUGCGCAGCGUCUCGCCGCUCGGGAUCACGCUCCACGCCUGCUCCCUCGGCCCGCACCCCCGCGACUUCUCCUGCGCCGAGCUCCCCGUCGUCAAGGUCAGAAUCAACCCCCUCGCCUCCCUCCGCCGGGGCCGCCUCGUCGUCGACGCCCUCCUCUCCGACCCCACGGCGCUCGUCGCGCAGACCAAGGACUUCUCCUGGCUCGGCAUCCCCGCCCCCUCGGACACCGCGCCCAAGCGGAGCUCCGACGAGGAGGGCAUCGACUUCCGCACCAGGACCCGGCGGCUCGCCCGGGAGCAGGGCGGGGAGCAGUGGGACGCUCAGCGGGACGCCGCUGCUAGGCACGCCGCUCAAACGGGAUACCUAGUUCCCAGCAGUCAAUCCCAAACUUCACCCUCCCCCGACGAGAUCUUACUGCAGGAUGAUGACCGGCCUGUCGGGGCCGGGAAGUCGAGCCCGCCCCUCUGCGCCGAUGAGAUGCACAGGAAGGACCGGCACAUGGAUGUGCCGGGCAUCGGUUCGAGCUCGAAGCACGCGGAUUUGGAGAAGACCUUUGGCGUGAAAUCUCGGAUUAUUCCAGGACUCAACUUCUGGUCCAGGAUGAUCCCCAACCCUGCCAAGCGGAGGCACAGGAGAAAGGCUCACAGCAAGGUGCUAUCGGAUACUGACAGUUCCUCUCAGGAAAGGAUCCUCCGGCGCAGUGCAGAGGCUGCCCUGGCGUAUUUUCGAAACAUCGAUAGUGGUAAAAUCGGUAGCUCAUCCCCUGGCCCUGGGAGUAACUCGUCUGACGGGGGUCAUACGGAUGCUGGAGCCACUCCGAAUAAUGUGCCAGUUGUCAGCUCUGAUGAGGUGCCAAGGAAUUCUGGCGAGUUGCCACCCGGCAGUGGCCAUUUUGUGGACUAUCCAGGUCCAGGAAACUCUGCAAGUGCAACGCUGAUCAUCAAUACAGAUGAUAUCUAUAAACCUAGCCAGCGUAGUUCACAGCAAGGCCACACGUCGGAGGAACUUGGAAGUCUAUCUGAUGAUAAUAUUGGCCCUCAGCAGGAAUUCACUUCCGGGGAUCUUGGUUCGUGCACAUAUGCUUACAACUGGGCGUCAUUUUGGCCUUUCCAGUUGAAGGGGCCCCAUGUUAGUUUUAAUGCACCGUAUGCUUCUCUGGGUGUUGAAAUUCAGAAGUUCAAGUCGCGAUUUGCUAUCGGUCUCGGAGACGCCCCUGCUGAACUCGUAGAAGGGGUUGGCCAGAUCCAUCCCGGUGGGGCUCAGAAUACACUUCCCAUCACACUAGAUUCUGUUUAUUUCAGCGGAGGGAACUUGAUGCUUCUGGGAUAUGGUGAUCAGGAACCCAGGGAAAUGAAACAAGCUAAUGGACACGUCAAAUUCAAAAACUCUUAUAAUCGUGUACAUGUCCAUGUCACUGGGAACUGCAUGGAGUGGAGACAAGAUCAAACUUCUCAAGGAGGGGGUUACCUUUCUACAGAUGUUUUUGUUGACAUAGCUGAGCAAACAUGGCAUGCUAAUCUGAAUGUAGUCAAUGCCUUUGCCCCGCUGUUUGAGCGUAUCCUAGAAAUACCAAUUGUCUGGCACAAAGGAAGAGCAACUGGUGAGGUGCAUAUCUGUAUGUCGAAAGGUGAUAGUUUUCCGAGCAUUCAUGGUCAGCUUGAUGUGAAAGGCCUAGGUUUCCAGAUAUUAGAUGCCCCGUCAUCGUUUUCGGAAAUAGUGGCAACUCUAUCGUUUCGUGGUCAAAGAGUAUUUCUGCAUAAUGCAAGUGGUUGGUAUGGUGAUGUUCCUGUUGAAGCUUCUGGUGAUUUUGGUCUAAAUCCUGAGGAUGGAGAGUUCCAUUUAAUGUGCCAGAUUCCUUCUGUCGAAGUUAACGCACUUAUGAAGACGGUGAAAAUGAAGCCUCUAAUGUUUCCGUUGGCUGGUGCUGUUACUGCUGUAUUUAAUUGUCAAGGGCCUCUUGAUGCUCCUGUUUUUGUUGGAAGUGGGAUUGUCUCAAGGAAAUCUCUUUCAGUAUCUGGUAUGCCUCCAUCUGCAGCUUCUGAAGCUGUGAUGCAAAAUAAAGAGGCUGGUGCAGUUGCUGCAUUUGAUCAUAUUCCUUUUUCUCACGUAUCAGCUAAUUUCACUUUCAACCUGGAUAACUGUGUUGCAGACUUAUAUGGUAUAAGAGCAUGCCUUUUGGAUGGUGGAGAAAUUCGAGGGGCUGGUAAUGCAUGGAUUUGCCCAGAGGGGGAAGUUGAUGAUUCUGCUAUGGAUAUUAAUUUAUCUGGGAGCAUUUUACUUGAUAAGGUUUUGCAUCGUUACAUCCCUGGAGGUAUCCAGCUGAUUCCACUCAAAAUCGGCGAGCUCAACGGAGAGACUAGACUUUCUGGUCCCCUGAUUAGACCGAAAUUUGAUAUCAAAUGGGCAGCACCGAAUGCAGAAGAUUCUUUUUCUGAUGCACGCGGCAACAUUGUUAUUGCGCAUGAUUAUAUUAAGGUUAACUCAUCGUCAGUUUCAUUUGACUUAAAUACUCGUAUUCAAACAUCAUAUAUUGAUGACUACUCGUCGCACAAGGAGAUGCAUCAAAUGAAAAAAAUAAUGCCACUAGUUGUGGAGGGUGUCGAUUUGGAUUUACGUAUGCGAGGCUUUGAAUUCGCUCAUAUAGCUUCUUCGAUACCUUUUGAUACACCAAGGCCAUUACAUUUGAAAGCAUCUGGAAGGCUCAAAUUUCAAGGAAAAGUGGUGAAACCUAGCCAUAUAGUUGAUGAAAAGAUCUAUGGUGCUCUUCGAAGUAUUGUUGACCAAAGUAAGGUCCAGAGCGAUGUGUCAAUGCUUGUCGGGGAGAUUUCUCUGUCCGGAAUAAAACUUAACCAACUUAUGCUGGCACCUCAGUCUACUGGUUUUCUUUCCUUGUCACAAGAUUCAGUGAUGUUAAGUGCUACAGGCAGGCCUGAUGAAAAGAUUUCCAUAGAAGUGAACGGGCCGUUGUUUUUUGGUAGAAAUGAGGUCAUUCAAGAUGAAAGCCUUCUAUCAAUUUUUCUCCAAAAGGGGCAGCUGAAAUCUAAUAUAUGUUAUCAUCCCGAAAGUUUGACUAAUUUGGAGGUUCGGAAUUUGCCACUCGAUGACUUGGAGCUUGCAUCGUUACGUGGAUUUGUUCAGAAGGCAGAAGUUCAGCUUAAUUUCCAGAAAAGAAGAGGUCACGGUUUGUUAUCAGUAAUUCGUCCCAAAUUUAGUGGUGUGCUUGGUGAAGCACUUGAUAUAGCUGCUCGAUGGAGUGGUGAUGUUAUUACAAUGGAAAAGUCAGUCCUAGAGCAAUCUAAUAGCAAGUAUGAGCUUCAGGGGGAAUAUGUAUUUCCUGGAACACGUGAUAGAUUUCCUAUGGAAAGUCAUGGUAAUGGGUUCAUAGAGAAAGCAAUGGGAGGACAUCUUGGCAGCAUUAUGUCUUCGAUGGGCAGGUGGAGGAUGAGACUAGAAGUUCCUGACGCUGAAGUAGCUGAAAUGCUUCCCUUGGCACGGCUUCUUUCACGAAGUACAGAUCCAGUUAUUCGUUCUAGAUCGAAGGAACUUUUUAUGCAAUGCCUGCAUUCUGUUGGAUUCAAUGCUGAAAGUCUUCGAGACCAGAUAAAGGCAGUCGAAAUGUAUCAUGAUUGGUUGGACGAUGAUACAAUUGAAGACAUAACUCUCCCUGCCUUAGCUGAACUGAAAGGUUAUUGGCGUGGCUCUCUUGAUGCCAGUGGAGGAGGGAAUGGAGAUACUAUGGCUGAUUUUGAUUUCAAUGGUGAAGAUUGGGAGUGGGGCACUUACAAGACGCAGCGUGUUCUGGCAUCUGGUUCAUAUAGCAAUAAUGAUGGUCUACGUCUUGAUAAAUUGUUUAUUCAGAAGGAUAAUGCCACCCUUCAUGCUGACGGAUCGAUUCUUGGCCCGCUAACGAAUCUUCACUUCGCUGUGCUUAAUUUCCCAGUCGGUCUUAUACCAGCUUUAGUUCAGGCUCUAGAAUCAUCAACUACAGACUCGAUUCACUUUCUGAGGCACUGGUUGACACCAAUAAAAGGUAUUUUGCACAUGGAGGGAGAUUUGAGAGGUACUCUUGCAAAACCAGAAUGUGAUGUUCAAAUUAGACUUCUUGAUGGCACCAUUGGAGGCAUUGAUCUUGGAAGAGCUGAAGUAUUGGCUUCUGUAACCCCAACCAGCCGUUUUGUUUUUGAUGCAAAUUUUGAACCAACUAUUCAAAGUGGACAUGUUAACAUUCAAGGUAGUAUCCCUGUCACGUAUGUAGACAGCAGCUCCAUGGAGGAAAAUUUGGAAGCUGGAGAUGGUAAACAGGGUAUAAUAAGAAUCCCUGUUUGGGCAAAAGACAGAGGGUCAUCUAAUGAAAUCAGUGAAACUAGAAUUGUGAGGGACAAGCCGGAGGAUGGUUGGGAAUUUCAGUUGGCCGAAAGUCUAAAAGGUUUAAGUUGGAAUUUUCUUGAACCAGGUGAAGUGAGGGUAAAUGCAGAUAUAAAGGAUGGUGGCAUGAUGUUGAUAACCGCGCUGAGUCCUUACGCGAACUGGCUUCAAGGUUACGCUGAUGUGCUCCUUCAGGUUAAAGGCACUGUCGAUCAACCUGUUGUUGAUGGGUCUGCAUCAUUUCAUCGAGCAACUGUGACGUCUCCUUUCCUCCGGACGCCACUUACAAAUUUUGCUGGUAAUGUUAAUGUCAUAUCCAACAGACUGUGCAUCAAUUCCAUGGAAAGCAGGGUUGGGAGGAAAGGGAAAUUGUCGAUGAAAGGGACCCUACCGCUGCAAAAUAGCGAGCCAUCAGCCAGUGAUAAGAUUGAGUUGAAAUGUGAAGUUCUGGAUAUACGAGCAAAAAAUGUUUUAAGUGGCCAAGUAGACAGCCAGCUGCAGGUUACAGGCUCAAUUCUGCGGCCAGAUGUCUCUGGGAUGAUCAGAUUAAGCCAUGGCGAAGCAUAUUUGCCUCACGAUAAAGGCAAUGGUGCUGUUACUACUAGGUUGGCUUCAAACAAGUCCAGCUAUCUUCCUGCUGGUUUUGGUCAAACAACCACUUCACAGGAUGUCUCACGUUUCCUGGGAGCACUCUCAACUUCGCCAGACAGUCAGCAAACAGAAACAGAAAGGACUCUUGAGCAUGGAAGUUUCAAGCCAAACAUUGAUGCCCGACUCAAUGACCUGAAGCUCACGUUGGGACCAGAACUAAGAAUUGUUUAUCCUUUAAUUCUGAAUUUUGCUGUCAGUGGCGACCUUGAGCUUAAUGGCAUGGUUCAUCCAAAGUACAUAAGACCGAAGGGUAUUUUAACAUUUGAAAACGGUGAGGUAAACUUGGUAGCUACACAGGUUAGACUUAAAAAUGACCAUUUAAAUGUAGCAAAGUUUGAGCCUGAUCUUGGUUUGGAUCCUGUUCUGGAUCUCGUCCUUGUUGGAUCUGAAUGGCAAUUCAAAAUCAUGAGUCGAGCAAGCAUGUGGCAAGAUAAUCUAGUUGUAACGUCGACACGCUCUGUGGACCAGGAUGUUUUGUCACCUAGUGAGGCUGCAAAGGUUUUUGAGUCACAGCUUGCAGAGUCACUAUUGGAAGGUGACGGACAGCUUGCUUUCAAGAAGCUCGCAACUGCAACUCUAGAAACUUUGAUGCCAAGGAUUGAAGGCAAGGGUGAGUUUGGACAAGCACGGUGGCGGCUGGUUUAUGCUCCCCAGAUUCCGAGUUUGCUGUCUGUAGAUCCAACGGUUGACCCACUCAAAUCACUGGCAAACAAUAUCUCUUUUGCUACGGAGGUUGAAGUUCAGCUUGGAAAACGCCUUCAGGCCUCUGUUGUAAGGCAGAUGAAAGAUUCAGAAAUGGCGAUGCAGUGGUCGCUGAUAUACCAGCUAACAAGUAGGCUCCGUGUCCUCUUCCAAUCUACACCGUCCAAUCGGCUUCUCUUUGAGUACUCGGCAACGUCACAGGAUUGAUCCAUUUUUGCCACUUGCACAGUCAGUUGCUAUCUUAGACAAAGGUUCCGUGUCCCCCGAUUAUUUGUUUCUGUAGAUAAUGCAAGUAUUGGCACUCCUGCGUUUUUUUGCUCUUGGCUGUAGGUAGAUUUCUUGGAAACAAAGUUUCUGAGACUGUACAUACGUAGCAAGUCGAGCUCUCGUUGCGUGAGAUGUAAAGAAACGCCUGUAUAAAUGACAAAGUUCUGCAGUGUCUGCGUUAACGUGGUGCUCCUGUAGGUACGAAUUUUUGUUAGUUAGGAAAUGCAUAACUUUUGGCUCAUCAUAUAAAGAUGUACCGAGGAUUUUCAGCUGUAUUUUAUAUGAUAUCAAACAAAAUGUUAUCCAUUUUAUUAUUGGUUAA
Molecule: messenger RNA, 6837 nt
Organism: Lolium perenne
Lineage: Eukaryota; Viridiplantae; Streptophyta; Magnoliopsida; Poales; Poaceae
Product: protein SUBSTANDARD STARCH GRAIN 4, chloroplastic
Biological process (GO): protein secretion
Cellular component (GO): plasma membrane
Source: RefSeq, a predicted model, not a curated record